Molecule: messenger RNA, 1627 nt
Organism: Aspergillus homomorphus CBS 101889
Lineage: Eukaryota; Fungi; Ascomycota; Eurotiomycetes; Eurotiales; Aspergillaceae
Exons: 3
Coding region: 261-1139 (292 amino acids)
Biological process (GO): regulation of DNA-templated transcription
Molecular function (GO): DNA-binding transcription factor activity
Source: RefSeq, a predicted model, not a curated record
CUACAGACCUGUUCGCCAGCUGAUCGACCCAUGGCUUAAUUUUGUCUUAAAUAGUGAUUGCUUCCUGCGCAUUUCUUCCACGAAAUCAAAAGCCGUGGUUCAUCAAGGACCUGUCACUAUUGUCUGUGCACAGUACGCAACUAUAUAGUGAUCUUAAAUCCUCUCUCUACACUACAAUUGUCAAUUACAACAGUGCUCACCACAUACAUUCGGCCAACAACAUUUAAGAAUUUUAUAUCUUUCUCUUGUCUAUGCUCAACAUGCACCGUUCAUCCAACUACUCCUAUCCUCAAUCCUCGAGCUCGAGAAGCUCAUCAAGUCACGCAUCCAGCAGCGCAUUCAGCCCAAAUGCCAACCCUAACGAAGAUUGGACCAAGAUCUCCGAUCUUGCAGAGCGGCGCCGGAUACAGAAUCGCAUUGCACAGAGGAACUACCGCAAGAAAUUAAAGCGCCGUCUGGAGGAUCUGGAAAAGAGAGCGGCUACAGCAUCGACGUCGCCUGAAAGAACGCUUGAGAGACUGGAACAUCCGAAGACAACGCACACGGCGAAGUCUGGUCGUAGCAAACAGAGCCGGGCGUCCAAGACCAGUCAAAACAUAAACAGCCACUCGCCCAGCGAACGAGGCUCGUUCUACGACAGCUGUUCCACUUCCGAUGAUCGAGGGUCAAUGUUCUCUCACCAGUGUACUCGCCAGCUUUCAGCAUCUCCGCCACCGGUGUUCUCCUACCCAUCUUACUCGCACUUGGAUCCGUAUGGCCACUCGAGCUACGGUCAGCCGCCGGCAUAUCAUUCGAUCGGCAGCAGCUACCAUGAUCUUCCCUACCACAACGAAUACCCUCACCUGCCUUCAAUCCUUCCUGUCGCUAUGUCAGGCACUGGACCGUCAAAGAAGCCUCAUUCAUAUGCCGAUGACGAGAUUGUCAGUCCUUUCAGCAUGAGUUAUGCCUCAAUGGCCGGCAUCGAUCUGUGUCCGACACCACAGCACUUGCCCGAGACCAAUAUCCCUAUGCCACCAUUGUCUUCGGCUCAAAGCGAUGGCCACUCCUCACCUUCGACUCCAGCAGAGCCCUCGCUCGGGACAGGCCCUCUUACACCCGAAUCGGGACCAUGCUCUCCCCAUAUGUAUCCUUUCAUGUGAUCCCGGGACGACACUCUCGUUCCCGCGGCUCCCCUUCUAUUCCUCUUCACUUUUCGGCGAUUACUACUUUCUAACGAGUGCAAUGAUGUAUUAUUGGUAUCAGGGUUUCAAGCGGUUCUAUAGCUCUUUCUUUUCCGUUUCCUAAUGUAUCUUUUUGCUUGGUUCCAGGCUUCUUUCCUCCAACCUGCUCGAUAGAUUGCCUAGAGUGGUUCUCCGUGAUUUGUCCUUUGCUUGUUUAUUCGUCUCCACUUGCUCGAUGAGGAGUCCUCUCAUAUUAGUCGAGAAGAAGUCUUCUUAAUCGACACCAAGGGCCCGAUUGAAGAGUGUGUCUAAUUUCAUACCCGUUGGUGAUAGAGGCAUUUGUUGGUGGUGUUCAUGUCAAAAUUGGCCCUGAGGGGCAUGUUCGGGCAAUUGGAUUUGUUUUAAGGCGCGAAUCAUGAUACAAUCCCGUUUAGCAUAAUUUCAAUGAACAUCCAAGUAAGAGAGAG